This is a messenger RNA of Arachis duranensis, 744 nucleotides long. RefSeq lists its product as uncharacterized. The coding region runs from base 1 to 744 and encodes 247 amino acids. The record is from RefSeq and is a predicted model, not a curated record. NCBI's taxonomy places the organism in Eukaryota, Viridiplantae, Streptophyta, Magnoliopsida, Fabales, Fabaceae. The transcript has 2 exons.
AUGGAAAAGAUGAUGAAGCAGCAGGAACUAAUAAGCAAGAAUCAUGAAGCCUCAAUGAGAAACUUAGAAAGACAAAUUGGACAACAGUCCAAGAGUGGAAGGAUAUUGGUGAAUAACAAAGAAGCCAACAAAAAGCCUACGGAGAAUGACAAAAGACCAGCUGAGAAAAGGGAAGCCAGCAACGAAGAAGAGGAUAAAGCUGCACUCAACAAGGAGGCUCAAGAGAAGCUUAAAGAGAAAGAUGACCAGCCACAAAAUUUAAGGAAAGGGAAGCAAGUAAUAGAGGAACCAUCUCAAGAACAAAGGCAAGGAGUGAAGGCUCACACACCUCUGUUGCCAUAUUCCCAAAGGUUCAACAAGGAAACCAAGGAUCAACACUUCCCCAAAUUCUUUGAAGUCUUCAAGAUGUUGGAGAUUAAUAUCCCCCUGGCUGAAGCAUUAGAACAGAUGCCUCUAUAUGCAAAGUUCUUGAAAGAGCUUAUUAAUAAAAAGAGAAGUUGGCAUGAGAAGGAAACCAUUAUGCUCACUGAAGAAUCCAGUGAUGUGAUUCAAAGGGGUAUCCCACCAAAGCUCAAGGAUCCUGGGAGCUUCUUCUUGCCUUGCACCAUUGGUAGUCUAACCAUUGAUAAGGCACUAUGUGACUUAGGAGCAAGCAUCAAUCUAAUUCCCUAUUUUAUGAUGAGAAGGCUAUGCAUAGAGGAGGUAAAGCCCACACAAAUGUCACUAGAGCUUGUGGACAAAUAA